UUAAAUAAGGUUUCAUCGUGACUUUGGCAUCAUGACAACUUAACCGAUAGCCCCAAGACACCAGCUGAUCAACCCUUUCUUUCUUUUAUAUUUUUACAUUUUUAUUUAUUUAUUUAUUUUUGUUUAGGUUUGGAUUUUACUGGGGUAAAAACCCCCAUACAAAAACAAAAAACUCGUAUAAAACUGUCUGUUAAAAAAGAUGCUUACAGUGAAAAUAACUCAUUUUUUACUAAUAGAUGCGAAUGGGUCAGGGUGUUUUGCCACCUCGUGCCUCCAGUCAAACAAUGCUCAGCAGCCUUUCAAAAUCAAAUCAAAUCUCUUUGUGUCAUGUCAUCAGUCGAUGGGUGUGAGAAAGUGAAAAGAGGACGUUGUCAGCUACAAGGACACAAGAAACACUCUCAACAUCCAGCUGCGCAAUACAGAGUUCAGUCGACACUCUGCCAUGCCAAGGUCGUUCCUCGUCAAGAGUAAAAGGACUCACCUCUUCAGCCCGUCUAAGGAUGCCUUUAGACAGCAGUGCCUAUCCCAGAGAGAUGCUGAGGUGCCAGCGGCUGGGAAGGACGGCAGGCGCCGUGAAGAUGCUACGCAGCUUUCGUCCCCCAUCUAUGGGGUCAAAGAUUUUGCGGCCGAAGCCUACUUGCCGUGGAAUCGGGUGGCGGUCCGCUCUCACAGUGACCCCACGCAGGACCGUUGGCCUUCAGCCCCCUUGGAGAAAAUAAAUGCUCCUCUGCUGGUCUCGCCGUGGUUGGCAGACAGACACCAAGCAUCUGAGAGAGAGCGAGAGUUGGAGAGACUGGUCUUCAUGUUAGUCAACCACACAUCGCACACUGACCUCAAAUCCCCCGUCAGUGAUUGCCCGCUGUGCGAGAAGUCCCUUUCAGAAGUCUUAAUAUCAGGAGCUGGUCUACCGGUUUGUAAUGUUUUCUCUUCUCCACUGGCAACAUCCCCCACGGCCACAGACAUCUCCCACAUGCCCUUUGGCUUCAGAACAAUCGGCAGCUAUGGUAGAGCUAAGGAGCGUAGCUUUGGCUGCAAGGUGUGCGGAAAGGUGUUCAAGCGUUCGUCCACCUUGUCAACCCACCUCCUCAUCCACUCAGACACUCGACCCUACCCCUGCCAGUACUGUGGCAAAAGGUUCCACCAGAAGUCAGACAUGAAGAAACACACCUUCAUACACACAGGUGAGAAACCGCAUGUGUGUAAGGUGUGCGGUAAAGGAUUCAGCCAAAGCUCCAACCUCAUCACCCACAGCCGAAAGCACAGCAGCUAUCGGCCGUUCAGCUGCCCCCGUUGUCAGCUCAGCUUCCAGCGGAGGGUUGAUCUACAGCGCCACCAAGAGACGCAGUGUGGUUACGGGGACAUGUACACUCAAACCUGAGCCCACGAAGCAAAGAAAGUAAAAGUGGGCAGGGUGACAUCUGUUGUAAAUGUAAAAGUCUGAAAAAUAUGCUUUAAGUAAUAAUGCUUAGAAGGGAAUAAAGGCGGACUGGUUUGCUUGAAGAACUCUACAGGGACAUCUUUGAUUAAAAAAACCUCCCAAAAGUCAUUCACAAAUGAUGAUAAGGUUAUUUUCUAAAGAUUUUUUGCAAAGCACAAGUGUUCUGAAGGUAAUGAGAUGUUAUUUCCAUUGCAAUAUACGUGCACUUGUGCAUGAUUGUCCCAUUAUUGACUGAAGAGCAUGCUUAAUGUCCUGCAGCUGGGUCAUGACACAGAUGACUCACGGUGAUCACUCACAGGAUUCCCCUUGACUACUGCAUGCACAUGAAGUCUAGUUUGAAUUUGCUUUGUGAAAAUAAAAGAAAAACACUUGUGUGAACAUUUUGUUACGUGUUUAAAGUUGCAAUAUUGUUACAUUAAAGGGGUCAGUCGCUUAAAAAAGAACAAAAGACAUCCUUCCUGUUUUGGUGUAUCAGCUGCAGAGUUGUGUGCCUUAUCUUUAAGCUAAUGGAAGUAAUUGGUGUCUUGCGGCUUAGAGGAGCAGCAAUGGCUAAUUGAGAAGAAAAACCAACAAAAAUCACACAGGAACUAUUUUCUUUCUACACCAACCAGCCAUCUAUCUUAGCAGGUAGCUCCAAGACAGGCCAUGCUUAAGGGAGCACAUGUGUAUGAAAGUGUACUGAGGCGGAAGAUCGACCCAGAGGUCAAGUUUAAGAAUGAUCUCAUUCCACCCAAACGUCAGCAGGUUCAGCAGU
Oreochromis aureus is the source of this 2192-nucleotide messenger RNA. Its product is annotated as zinc finger protein Gfi-1b-like. Gene Ontology annotation, biological process: regulation of transcription by RNA polymerase II. The record is from RefSeq and is a predicted model, not a curated record. The transcript is spliced from 6 exons. Bases 443 to 1378 code for a protein of 311 amino acids. Gene Ontology annotation, molecular function: DNA-binding transcription factor activity, RNA polymerase II-specific; RNA polymerase II cis-regulatory region sequence-specific DNA binding. Lineage: Eukaryota; Metazoa; Chordata; Actinopteri; Cichliformes; Cichlidae.